Messenger RNA from Penicillium taxi, 1047 nucleotides. RefSeq names its product ferritin-like domain-containing protein. NCBI's taxonomy places the organism in Eukaryota, Fungi, Ascomycota, Eurotiomycetes, Eurotiales, Aspergillaceae. The transcript has 6 exons. The coding region runs from base 1 to 1047 and encodes 348 amino acids. The record is from RefSeq and is a predicted model, not a curated record.
AUGAAGGUUACCAAUUCUAUUGCCUUGGCCGGCGCCCUCAUCGGCCUGACCAACGCUAACCCUGUCGUCAAGCGUGCACUUAGUGACGCUGAUAUUCUCAACUAUGCCUUGACUCUGGAGCAUCUCGAGGCCUCAUUUUACAAGGAAGGUCUCAAAAACUACACUCAGGCCGACUUUAUCAGUGCUGGAUUCGCAGACCCCUUCUACGCCAACCUGCAAGAAGUUGCCUCAGACGAAGUUGACCAUGUUGACUUCCUGACCAAAGCUCUGAGUGCUGCUGGCGCGAGUCCCGUUGCGGCGUGUACCUAUGAUUUUCCCUCUGUGGACGUGAAGAGCUUCCUGGCUGUGGCUAGUGUCCUCGAAGGAGUCGGAGUGAGCGCAUAUCUCGGUGCUGCAGCCAGUAUCACAAAUGGUGCAUACCUCACUGCUGCAGGUAGCAUUCUCACCGUUGAAGCACGACACAGCGCCUAUCUGCGUGCUGCCACCGGAGAGUCCCCUUACCCCCAGGCAUUCGAUAAUCCUCUCGACCCCAAUGAGGUCUACACCGUUGCUUCCCCAUUCAUUAUUUCAUGCCCAUCCAGCAAUGGCGUGCUCCCAGUUAAGGCAUUCCCAUCUAUUACCCUGACCUCCAACGGUACUAUCGUGGACGGGUCCAAGGUGCAGGUCGUGACUGGUAGCGGCUUUGAUGCCUCCAACGUCACCAGCCUGUCUGCUGCAUUUAUCACCGUGACUGGCCCCGUGUUCACUUCCUUGAAAUCUAACGGUGGUGGCAAGUUCACCGUGACUGUUCCCAGCGGCAUCUCAGGCCAAUCCUAUCUUGUCUUUACUAAGAGCAAUACUACGGCCACUGAUGACACAAUUGUCGCUGGCCCGGCGAUCAUUGAGGUUGGAAAGAAGUGGAACAUUUCUAUGUCUACAUCGUCCAAUGCUUCCGCUACUGCCUCUUCUCUAUCGUCUCCGAUCUUCACGGGAGCUUCCAUUCAAAUGACCGGAAGUGUGGUCGCUGUCUUGGGCGCUGCUUUGUUUUCUGCUGCCAUUAUAUUCUAA